AUGGUUUCAAUCUCCUUUUACCAGGUCUGCUUGUUUGUUGGACUCUAUUAUAAUGUGAUCAUUGGAUGGAGCAUCUUCUACUUUUUCAAAUCCUUCCAGUAUCCUUUACCUUGGAGUGAAUGUCCUGUCUUAAAAAAUGGCUCAGUGGCAACUGUGGAACCGGAAUGUGACAAAAGCUCUGCAACUACUUUCUUCUGGUAUCGCAAUGCCCUGGACAUUUCCAACUCCAUUUCAGAGAGUGGUGGGCUUAACUGGAGAAUGACCUUAUGUCUGCUGGCAGCUUGGAGCAUUGUGGGCUUGGCCAUGAUCAAAGGAAUCCAAUCCUCGGGAAAGGUGAUGUAUUUCAGCUCUCUCUUUCCGUAUGUGGUAUUGAUCUGUUUCCUGGUCCGGGGCUUGCUUCUGAGAGGGGCAGUAGAUGGGAUUCUGCAUAUGUUCACUCCUAAGCUUGAUAAAAUGUUGGAUCUCCAAGUAUGGAGAGAAGCUGCCACCCAGGUCUUCUUUGCCCUUGGACUGGGUUUUGGUGGAGUUAUUGCUUUUUCCAGUUACAAUAAGCAGGACAAUAACUGCCACUUCGACGCAGCCCUUGUCUCCUUCAUCAAUUUCUUUACUUCCAUCUUGGCCACAUUGGUUGUUUUUGCUGUGCUGGGCUUCAAAGCCAAUGUUAUGAAUGAGAAGUGUGUUAUUGAGAAUGCUGAGAAGAUCCUGGGUUAUCUGAACACAAAUAUCCUCAGCCAUGCUCUGAUACCACCCCAAGUGAACUUCUCCCAUCUCACAGCCAAGGAUUAUACUGAAAUGUAUGCUGUGAUAAAGACAGUGAAGAAGGAUCAAUUCGAGAAGCUGGGAUUGGAUCCCUGCCUGCUAGAAGAUGAGCUUAACAAGUCAGUGCAGGGAACUGGCCUCGCAUUCAUAGCUUUCACAGAAGCAAUGACCCACUUCCCAGCUUCUCCUUUCUGGUCAGUGAUGUUCUUCCUGAUGCUGAUAAACCUGGGUUUGGGGAGCAUGAUUGGGACCAUGGCUGGCAUCACCACACCCAUCAUUGACAUGUUCAAAGUGCGCAAAGAAGCAUUAACAGUUGGCUGUUGCAUUUUUGCUUUCUUCGUGGGUCUGAUCUUUGUGCAACGCUCAGGCAACUAUUUCGUCACCAUGUUUGAUGAUUACUCUGCAACGCUGCCACUCACUCUUGUGGUAAUCCUGGAGAACAUUACUGUGGCUUGGAUUUACGGUACCAAGAAAUUCAUGCAAGAAUUAACAGAAAUGCUGGGUUUCCGACCUUCCUGCUUCUACUUUUAUACGUGGAAGUACAUUUCACCCAUCUGCAUGGCUGGCUUGAUGACAGCCAGUAUAAUUCAGCUAGCAGUCAAUCCACCAGGUUAUAGUGCCUGGAUAAGAGAAGAGGCCACAGAGAAAUUUCUCUAUUACCCCAAAUGGGCAAUGACCUUACUUGUGUCUCUGAUCAUCUUGGCCACCCUUCCUCUGCCUGUGGUCUUUGUCCUCCGCCAGUUCCACCUGGUGUCAGAUGGUUCUAAUGCUCUGUCUGUCACAUACAAAAAGGGGCGUAUGAUGAAGGACAUAUCCAACUUAGAAGACAAUGAUGAGACCCGUUUCAUCUUGAGCAAAGUUCCCAGUGAAACCCCUUCCCCGAUGCCUGCGCAUCGCUCUUACCUGGGCCCUGGGAGCACGUCCCCAAUGGAAAUGAGCAGUGUUGCCAAUGGACGCUAUAGCAGUGGGUACCUCAUGGCUACCACUCCUGAAUCUGAACUGUGA
Python bivittatus (Burmese python) is the source of this 1764-nucleotide messenger RNA. NCBI's taxonomy places the organism in Eukaryota, Metazoa, Chordata, Lepidosauria, Squamata, Pythonidae. The record is from RefSeq and is a predicted model, not a curated record.